AUGGCCGUGAAGAAACGGUAUCGUGAAUUGCCUGAAGAAGAAGAUGACUUAAAUGAGAAACCCCCUGCGAAGCAAAAACAUCCCAAAGAGGUUGCCAGCCUCCAGGUCUCGGGCUUGCACGCUGCCAAAUGGGACUUGAAUGUGACUUUGCAAUCAUCUACUACACACGAUGAAGAAGCCGACUGUCGCACACGACAUUGUCAUUAUCGCCGUCUGGGAACGGAUGAUUGCAUAGUUGGCAUUGAUUGCAUGAGUGGGUGGGUUGAGUUGGUGGCACAGACGUUGCCCCUGCUCAGAAGUCUAUUGAUCGCGAAUGCACGUACCUUCAGGGCCUGA
This is a messenger RNA of Sphaerulina musiva SO2202, 336 nucleotides long. RefSeq lists its product as uncharacterized. The record is from RefSeq and is a predicted model, not a curated record. NCBI's taxonomy places the organism in Eukaryota, Fungi, Ascomycota, Dothideomycetes, Mycosphaerellales, Mycosphaerellaceae. The transcript has a single exon. Bases 1 to 336 code for a protein of 111 amino acids.